UUAGCAAUAAGCAAGAAAUCUGCGAGAAGACAUCUGAGAGAAGAAUGGUUUCCUUUAUAUUGUUACGACUCUGUCUUAUAUCUCUCACACAAGCAGCAGCUGGACUUCAGUUAUUUGAUCAUUUGGGGAUGUUUGCCUUACUAGGAGAGGAUAUUACUUUGCCAUGUGGCAUACCCUCUAUUGAAUCCUGCUCCUCUGUCAACUGGAACAUGGCUGAAGAGUUUCAGUCGAUCGCUGAGGUGGUGAAGGCUGGAAAGGUGACAGCUCCGAGUCCGAACGCCCUCAGGCUUGGCCUGCUAAAGGACUGCUCUCUGAAGAUUAAUCACCUGGAGCUCAAUGAUGCACGACUUUACUCUUGUGACAGUGGCACGCUCAAUUCAAGCGUUUCACUUCAGAUUCUUGAAGUUACUGAGCGCUCCACUCCUGCGGUAGGCACAAUAGAGCUUCACUGCUUCCUCAACAUGUAUAAAGGACUCGCCCCUUGUAACAACAAAGGGAUACAUAUCACGUGGAGGACAGGAGACAAUACACCUUUAAAUGGGAAAAGAUUUAACUUUGACAAUCCCUCUGAAUGCUUCUCUAAACUGAUCAUCACUAAAAAGCUGACGGAUCAUCACAGAAAAUGGAAAUGCCAGCUGACUCAGAAUGACACAGUGAAAGCUACCAUCAGUUACACGACAACAAUAAAAGAUGGCAUAGAGGAAGUGUUUGCAGCAGUGGGUGAGUCAGUGUCACUCUCUUGUAGCGACACUUCCUCUCUUGGUGUGAGUGUCAGAGGGAAGUGGUCUGUGGGUGAAAGGACACUGACAGAUGAUAUGUCACCCCAAAAAGGCCAAACAGAGAAAUUUCAUGUCAAUGAAGAUUCAUCGCUGGUCAUUAGCAAAGUGAGUGCUCUGCAUGCUGGGGACUACCAAUGUUCAGACUCCACUGAUCAGCAAAAGGUGCUUAACAAAAUCAGGCUGCACACCCUCGAUGUUACCUCAGAGCGUGGGCCAGGUGGAGAUAAUCUCACUUUGACUUGUGUGCUUACCUGCACUAAAGAAUGUGGAAAAGACAUCAAUUUGACUUGGUCCAGAGGUAGCCAAAAUACCUGGCAGAGCCGCUUAAUGAAUGUCAAUAACUCUCUGAUAAACAGGCUGUUUCUCCCAGUUUUGUCAACGACAUCAGAUGAAUUCAUUUGCUUUGUGCAUAGAGAGAGUGAUGUGAUGGCAUCAAAGAAGUGGCACACUGUUCACCCAGCUCUGCAAACACCUGCGUGGGUAGCCCUUCCACUAGCUCUCCUGAUAUGUAUAACCGCUGGAGGAUCCUACAUGUACACUAAGAGGAAGCAGCACAAGGAUGCAGGAAAUGAACAGUCAAGUAUUGGAAUGUAUUCCUCUUCACAGACUCAUGUUUACGAGGUCAUCCAGGAUGCAAAUCAAGAGGAAUUACAACGGCAAAGACAACCCAAAAGAGGAGCUGUCGCCACCACUGACAGUUUCUAUGAUUUAUUACAGGCUGUGAACUAAAUAAAAGCGUCUUUUAACUUUGAUUUCAACCAUCUAUACACUAAAAAGGCCUUUUUUUAAAUGGUUAUCAGUGUUUAUGACUCCUUACUCGUGAUCAUUCAUCGUCCUAAAGAUAUUUAUUCACAUUGGAAAGAAAUAGAAAGAUUACAUUGUAAACACGUCUCCAUUUUAAAAAAAUAAUACUGUUGAUUAGAUGUUGAUGAAGAAACAUGGCAAUAAGGAAGACUCUUUUCAGCAGUCUAAAAACAGGUUAGCAUUCUCUAUGUUGAUCCAUCUAAAUCUCAGUUACUCUUUUAAGAUAAACACAUUGCAGGUGAGUUAAUGUUACAUGUUUUACAAGAUUAGACACUAAGGACUUUGAUUUCACGAGGAAAAUCUUCUUCUUUGUCUUCAGCAGACUGAUGUUACUGAUACCGGACUGCAAUGAUGGAGAGGAAUUUGUUAUUUGGCUAUUUUGACAUGAUGUAAAUUGAAGUAUGACUUGAUAAUAGUAGUUGGGAUUUGAUAAUAGCAGUACUACUUACAAGUACACAGGCCUUCAUCCAGGGAUUGUUGGUAGAGACAGUUGUUUGUAUGAUCUGUGAGAUGAAGUUGAAAAGUUAUCAAUGAAAUGGUACAGAAAGGUCACAGGAGCUGGACUAAAACAGGUAGUGAGAGAGUAACAUGGUGCUCACCCUCUGAAGGUGUCAGAUCCACAAUCUCAUAAACAUCCGAAAGAGUACCUUAACAACACGAGCACACAAAGUUAUUCUAAUAUGCCACGACACUGCAUUGCUCAUCAAGAUUAAUGAAGAUCAAACCUGGUGUGUGCCUCUGGGUUUGCUGUGUAACUCUCCGGGUGUUCCGCCUGCGGUAAAUGAAUAGUCCUAUCAGUGCAGCCAUUAUGGCAAUCCCAACAAUGACUGACGCCACAAGAACAGCAAUAAAUGCUCUGCUGCUCCCCUCCAUCUUGGUUUCCAGAAUAAUCUCACUGGUUGUUAAUCCUGGGCAAGACAGGAAGCAAAGCUAAGCAUUUACAACAUCAGAUUUAACAGGAGAAUACUGACACAGUUGGAUUAAGUUGUAUAAUAUUAUAGUUUUUGCUGCAAUACCUGGAACUGUGGCCACAGUGACAUUUUCCACUUUACAAAGGAAAUAGAAAAGGUACAUUAUUAGGAGUUAUGCAUAUUGUCUUUAGUUGUCAGUGAUGAUACAAGAUAGUUUAAAAUCUUACCUCGGACACGCAGGUAAAUUUCAAAGCAGCGCUGAGUUUGUCCAAGCACGUGCUUACAGGUAUACCAACCACUGUCACUGUCAUGCACAGACUGGAUAGCUAAUGACAUCCCAUUCAUUUCAACCCUCUCAGAGUCAAGAGAUUUAGGGUUACCUCCUUUCAGCAUUGCC
Molecule: messenger RNA, 2891 nt
Organism: Anarrhichthys ocellatus (wolf-eel)
Lineage: Eukaryota; Metazoa; Chordata; Actinopteri; Perciformes; Anarhichadidae
Exons: 8
Coding region: 45-1508 (487 amino acids)
Biological process (GO): T cell activation; positive regulation of ERK1 and ERK2 cascade; interleukin-15-mediated signaling pathway
Cellular component (GO): external side of plasma membrane; membrane raft
Molecular function (GO): MHC class II protein binding; protein tyrosine kinase binding
Source: RefSeq, a predicted model, not a curated record